Hypanus sabinus (Atlantic stingray) is the source of this 2093-nucleotide messenger RNA. Its product is annotated as caveolin-1-like. The transcript is spliced from 2 exons. Gene Ontology annotation, biological process: regulation of membrane potential; caveola assembly. Gene Ontology annotation, cellular component: caveola. The record is from RefSeq and is a predicted model, not a curated record. The coding region runs from base 68 to 517 and encodes 149 amino acids. Gene Ontology annotation, molecular function: transmembrane transporter binding; connexin binding; molecular adaptor activity. Lineage: Eukaryota; Metazoa; Chordata; Chondrichthyes; Myliobatiformes; Dasyatidae.
UCUCUGGCUGUGCUGACCGGCCAGUCUCACUGAGCCCAAGGGAGGCAGGUGCCCAGCAGCUGGGAGCAUGGCUGAGGAGGUAGAGAGGAAGGAAGCCCCCCAUGCUGACACCCACACCAAAGAGAUCGACUUGGUGAAGAGAGACCCCAAACACCUGAACGAUGAAAUCGUUAAAGUAGAGUUCGAGGAGGUGGUGGCCGAGCCCGAGGGAUACCACAGCGUGUCACCAGUGUGGCGCCUCACCCACACCACCUUCACGGUCUCCGAGUACUGGUGUUACCGGCUGAUGACCGCCAUAUUUGGAGUGCCGAUGGCCGUCCUCUGGGGCUUCCUGUACGCCUGUGCCUCCUUCUGGCAGGUGUGGGCGGCCGUGCCCUGCCUGCGCUGUGCCCUGAUCGAGCUGUACUGCCUCGCCAGCACGCUACCGGCCUGCCUGCGUGCUGUCUGCGACCCGCUCUCCCAUGCUGCUGGAGGAUUGCUGCUCAGUGUCCGUCUGGCCCUCAGGAAGGAGAGCUAGCGCAGACCACCCGCCUUAUCCAGGGCUUCCGACAUCAUUCUUCCUCCUCCUCCUCAGGUUGCCACCCUCACCCUCCUUCCAAUAUCCUUCCCAGUCACCACUCCCUCUCCCUCCAAACCUCUCCAUUCCCCAGCUCCCUCUCUCUUCCCCAUUCCCCCUCCCCUCCCCACCUUUUCCUCCUCCUUGCAUCCCUCUCCCUAACUCCAUCAUUCCCCUGUCUCACCAAUUCUCCACACCUGCCACUCUUCUCCACACCUGCCACUCUUCUCCAAACUCCUCCCCCUCCCCUUUAAUUCCCCACAACCCUCCUCUAACCAUCCACAUCCCUCAACCACCGUCUCUCCCCUCUCCCUCCAAUCUCACACACAGACCUCCUCACUCUCCAAUUCUCUCUCCACCCCUUCACCACUCCCUCCACACCUCUCACUUGCCCUUUAAUCCCCUCCCACUCAAUACCCCACCUCCCCAUCCAUCCCUACCACCUCUUCACCCCUCCCUUCCCCUCCACACCACUACCUUUCCAAUCCUCACCUCCUGCUCCAACCCUUUCCCUACCCCUCUUCACUGGUGUCUCUCAGCAGCAUAAUCCUCUCAGUCCCUCUCAGUCCCUCUCUCAGAUGGAGAUCUGUCAACUGACCGGUGUCUCUCAGUCCCUCUCUCUCAGGAACAGAUCUGUACACUGACCAGUGUCUCUCAGUCCCUCUCUCUCAGGGGGAGAUCUGUACACUGACCCGUGUCUCUCAGUUCCACUCUCUCAGGAACAGAUCUGUACACUGACCAGUGUCUCUCAGUCCCUCUCUCUCAGAGGGAGAUCUGUACACUGACCGAUGUCUCUCAGUCCCUCUUUCUCAGGGGGAGAUCUGUACACUGACCAGUGUCUCUCAGUCCCUCUCUCAGAGGGAGAUCUGUCAACUGACCGGUGUCUCUCAGUCCCUCUCUCUCAGGAGGAGAUCUGUACACUGACCGGUGUCACAGCCCCUCUCUCUCAGGGGGAGAUCUGUACACUGACCGGUGUCUCUCAGUCCCUCUCUCUCAGGAGGAGAUCUGUACACUGACCAGUGUCACAGUCCCUCUCUCUCACGGGGAGAUCUGUACACUGACUGGUGUCACAGUCCCUCUCUCUCAGAGGGAGAUCUGUACACUGACCGGUGUCUCUCAGUCCCUCUCUCUCAGGAGGAGAUCUGUACACUGACCGGUGUCACAGUCCCUCUCUCUCUGAGGGAGAUUUGUACACUGACCGGUGUCUCAGUCCCUCUCUCAGGGGGAGAUUGGUACACUGACCGGUGUCUCUCUGUCCUUCUCAGUCUAUCUCAUUAGUUCUCACUAAAGAACCAUCAACACUUCAAAUAACACAUUAACAAUCUUACACACUGAAAACGUUUUGCAUUUAAAACUCAUUAAGAGUAAAGACUUGAUGAUUAUAUUAAACUCAAUCGCUGCAUCUUGAUGUCAUAUCAAGGACAAGAGAUCACAAGGAACAAUGGUCAGAAUUGUGGGUUUUAUCAAAGUCACGGUGAGGGAUGUGGGGAGUGUCGGUGUUACAGUGAGGGGUGUGGGGUGUCAGUGUCAGUGAGGG